AUGUCGGAUGUUGACAGCGACGAGGAAUUAAACAGAGCCAUUGCACUUUCGUUACAGGAGUCCUCACCACCCACCAAAAGAGGUUUGAAUGAAGUCAUAGACCUUGUCAGCGAUGAGGAGGAAGAUGAUCUCGAUGCGCCUGUGGUAACCAGGAGUAUCCCAUCCCCAAGCAAGCUCCAAAGAAAAGCCGACAUUAAGCCGAAUGGGCUCAACACCGUUGACCUGACCGAAAAUGAACAACAGAAGAAUGGGGAAUCGCAAAACAAAAGCAUGGCUCUUGGUUCUGCCACGUUCGAGCAGUCCAUUCCAGUACGUAGCGAACCUCCAACAGGUGGUGGAAUCCUAGGGUUACUAGACCGCAAGCAAAUGGAGGAAGAACGCAUAGCGAGGGCCAAGCAGAGGUUACAGCAAACGGAGGCCGGUGAUUCUACAAAACCUGAGCUGUCGAGGAAGAGAAAAGCAUCCGGAUCACCAGAAUCCUCUGUUCGGAAGGGAAGAGUACCAAUCGCCGAAGCCUUGCGAACUCCAUCUCUCGUCAAGGAACAAGAGCAGAUUAGCAAGGUAGCUGCAGUUCAUCCUUCAGCUUCCAGCAACACUUUAAGCUCUCAGAAAAACGCAGAAGCACACCAGCAUACCUCUCCAGACAAGAGUCACCAAACGAAACCAUUAGAUGCUUCGUCGCAUAGGGACAAAAAAACCAUUUCUAGCAUUCAGUAUCCCGAUGGCGUAGUGAAGAAGACAUGGGCAUAUGGGUAUCCUCGCAAGGGCAAUGAUAUCAAGAUAGAAGAAGUUCUCCAGAAAUCGGACCUCGAACUCGCUGUGCUGAGCGCUUUUCAGGUAGAUCCAGAAUGGGUGCAAACGAAACUAGAUGACAAGACCAAGGUCAUAUGGGUACUUCAAGCAAAAGAGGAAGCCGACAAAGAUAAUAUGCGUUCGGGUGCUCCGAGCAACUACAAGUUCUGCUUCCCCCCAAUGGACGGGAAUGUCAACUGUAUGCAUUCGAAACUGCAACUCUUGGCGCACCCCACACACCUACGCAUCGUCAUCCCCAGUGCGAAUCUUGUACCCUAUGACUGGGGAGAGACGGGUGUAAUGGAGAAUGUUUGCUUUUUGAUCGAUCUUCCCAGGCUUCCCAACGGCAAAGUAACCGAAGACAGCGAUCUUACUCUCUUUGGUACGGAGCUUAUAUACUUUCUGGAGAAAAUGGGCCUCGGUCAAGCAACGAUUAACAGCAUUAAAAAGUUCGAUUUCUCUCGCACCGCGCAUUUGGCAUUUGUUCAUUCAAUUGGAGGAUCCCACCGUGGAUCAGAUUGGAAACGCACUGGAUUCUGUGGUCUCGGUACUGCAGUUCGAAAACUUGGCCUUCAUACCGGGCAGGCCUUGAGUGCUGAUUUCCUGACCGCCUCACUUGGUAAUCUUAACAAUAGUUUUAUGAAGUCAAUGUUCUUAGCACUGCAAGGGGACGAUGGCAUGACGGAGUAUUCAUGGCGAUACAAUAAGCCUCCUCGAGGCCAAAUUAAUACCGAGUCGCUCACCGAACGUAAGCUUUUGGAAGACUUGAAACAAAAUUGUCGAGUCUAUUUCCCGGUCCGGGAGACCGUUGCAAGCAGCAGGGGCGGUGUACGGUCCGCAGGCACUAUCUGCUUUAAUGCGAAGUGGUAUAAUUCCGACGAAUUUCCACGAUCGCUUAUGCGCGAUUGCAAAAGUCUUAGGGAGGGUAUGUUGAUGCACAGCAAAAUGAUAUUCGUGCGACCGCAUGAAGCUCCACGUAGUGGGGUAGCUUGGGCGUACGUGGGCAGCGCAAAUUUGUCGGAAAGUGCUUGGGGGCGUCUAGUUAAAGACAAGUCGACUAAAGAGCCUAAGCUUAACUGCCGCAAUUGGGAAUGCGGUGUUAUUGUCCCUGUUCUUGCUGGUGAUAGUAAAGUGAAAAACAAGGAACAAGACCAAGGCCCGCCGGGGAUGGAGGUGUUCAAGGACCAUGUCCCGGUGCCGAUGGUUGCUCCGGGAGAGGAAUACGCCGGAAGGAGACCUUGGUAUCAUAAUGAACUGGAUCGCUGA
Venustampulla echinocandica is the source of this 2058-nucleotide messenger RNA. RefSeq lists its product as uncharacterized. The coding region runs from base 1 to 2058 and encodes 685 amino acids. The record is from RefSeq and is a predicted model, not a curated record. NCBI's taxonomy places the organism in Eukaryota, Fungi, Ascomycota, Leotiomycetes, Helotiales, Pleuroascaceae. Gene Ontology annotation, cellular component: nucleus. Gene Ontology annotation, molecular function: double-stranded DNA binding; single-stranded DNA binding; 3'-tyrosyl-DNA phosphodiesterase activity. Gene Ontology annotation, biological process: single strand break repair; double-strand break repair. The transcript is spliced from 8 exons.